Astyanax mexicanus (Mexican tetra) is the source of this 1029-nucleotide messenger RNA. It is a transcript of the gene nccrp1, whose product is annotated as P1, F-box associated domain containing. Gene Ontology annotation, molecular function: ubiquitin protein ligase activity. NCBI's taxonomy places the organism in Eukaryota, Metazoa, Chordata, Actinopteri, Characiformes, Acestrorhamphidae. The transcript is spliced from 6 exons. The coding region runs from base 97 to 804 and encodes 235 amino acids. Gene Ontology annotation, cellular component: SCF ubiquitin ligase complex; cytoplasm. The record is from RefSeq and is a predicted model, not a curated record. Gene Ontology annotation, biological process: SCF-dependent proteasomal ubiquitin-dependent protein catabolic process; glycoprotein catabolic process.
GGUGGGGCAGGGUUUAAUAAUAAAGCUGUCCUCUCGGUCUUCCCUCUUCCUGCUUCUGCCAGGCUGAGCUGAGCUGAGCGCAGGGAAGGAGCUCCGAUGGCGGAUGAAUGGAAGCAGAAGUGUGACCAGCUCUGGCAGCUGGGGGCGAACGGGGUCCCCCUGCCAGACAGCGUGGACUGGAGAACCGUGUACGAGAAGAAACCGCUGGAGAGGAACUUACUGAAGAACCCAGCGCCGCACGGUGUGUCUCACAGCACACCUCCACCAGAGCGGGAGGUCACAGGAAUUCCUCCAGAUCCCAACCAGCCACCUCAGUUUGAACCCACAGGUGAUUUUACAGGUUGGAGCACCAGUUCAGAGGUUUUGCCGUAUGACACCAGUGGUAUUCCACCAGGUGUGGUGGUCUGCCAUAUGCCACAGUUCAGAUGGUUUUCUAUGAAGCAGCGUAUCGACCUGAAGGCUGAGGGACUGUGGGAUGAGCUACUGGACAAGUACCAACCAGAUAUAGCCAUUGAGGACUGGUAUGAGGAGAGUCAGCUUCAUGCUUCUAUCUAUGAACUUUGCGUGAAGCUUCUGGGGGCUGAUGGACAGACGGUCAUUAAAGAACACACCUGCAGCCCCACAGAGGACCUGGAGAACUACUCACACAAUUGGAAACAGGUUUCCCAUGUGUUCUCCGGCUAUGGACCCGGUGUGCGAUACAUUUCCUUCACUCAUAAACUGAAAAACCAGUUCAUGGUGGAAUUCUUCGGCACCUUGGUCACGGACAGCUCUGUCACCAUCAAGGCCAAAAAGUCUACCUAAUAAAAAUCCAUCACAACAAUAAAUAUCCAACAAUAGCAGUAUAAACAUUCACAAUUACCAGCUACUCUACAGAGAUGUUAUGUUGCACCAUAAAGAACAUUUGCAUAGCAAAAAACACAUUUUUUAUAUUUUUGAACAACAUUUACAAACUUACAUACUUGAGUAUUAUCAGAAGGACUGUACACUUUAGUAAACCAAAGAAUUAAUAAAAGUUGUUUGCUUGUU